CAAUGGAGGUGUUUUAAGUGUACAUGCUCUGAUUCACAGUGAGGUCGUUGUUAGAUAACAGAGCUAUAUAAACAUUAGUAAUCCUGACUUUUUGACAACAUCGAUUAAUCAACUAGACAUUGGAAAGCAUUAGGCAAAGACCAAUCUUCUUCAAAUUGGUGCUUCGAGCGCAUUACGCACGACCGGAGGCGCAGAGUCGCCCUUGAAGUGGGAGAUGGCAACUCUCAAACCAACACAAACAUAACCGCGCAACACCGAAGGUUUGAGCAUCAAAAGAGAAGAUUAAGCAACUUGCCGAAAGCAAGAUCUCUUCUCUGUUAUGUCUGUCUCUUCUUUACCGGAAUGGAAACAACUCCUGCUGGAGCGAAAAAGGAGGGAGGAGGAGGAACGAGAGAAAAGGGAAAAAGAAGAGGAGGCCAAACUAGCCAGCAUGCCUGCCUGGAAGAGAGGGAUCAUCCAGAGGAGGAGAAAGAAACUGGACAGUUCCGGGGACAAGGAGAGGGAGGGCCCCCAAGUCAAGGAGGGCAGGUCCCCCUCUGAUGCUAUGAGUGACCCGGACAGCUCUACACUGGUGCAGGUGGGAAGUGAACCACCACUUAGCCCAGAUGCCACAGGGCUGUGGCUGGACGAAGAGGCUAAACCUCAGAGUCAGGUGUUAUUGGAGACUAUCACCCCUGUCCAUCAAAACCCCUUCAUUCGCACACAUGGCGGAUGGAGGAGGGGAAGAGAAGCAGAGAAGGCUGGGGAGACUGGUCACGAGAAAGGGAAUGACCAAGAAAUAGAGCUUGGGAGAGAAAGGGAAAAGGAGAAAGAAAAAGGCCAUGUCAAAGGUUAUGAUGGGGAGUCAGGGAGAGGAAGAGAUAUAGAAAUUAGGAUUGAGCGAUACAGGGACAGAAGUGCCGGGAGAGAGAUGAGCCAGGAUGCUGUUCGAGACCAGGAAAGGGAAUGUCCAAGGGGGAAAAAAGAGGAGGAGAGAGAGGAAGGAGACUUAGAUCCUCCAAGCCCCAAGUACCCCCACCCACAAGUCCCAGGCCUUCGUACCAUCAGAGCAGACAACAUCAUCAUCAUUGAACAAGACAGGAAGGGAAGUGAUGAAAGGAGAGGUAGAAGGAGAGAGUCGGAGAAGGAGAUGAUGGAUGACGAGCAGGAAAAAAGAGGUGUGAAGAUGGACCUGAGGGAGCUUCUGGCUGGUGGAGGGAGUGUCACAGAGAUCAGAGCCUCAGAAGUACUGAUCAUUAAACCUUUAGCUGGUGCAGAGGACUGCAGAAGUGGAGGUCUAAAAGGGACAGGCCGGGAAGGAGAUGGAGAAAGAGGGAGAGAAGCAAAAUGCAGUAAAGAUGGAAGAAAGGACUGUGAGGGGGAGCUGGAGAGAGGGGUGACAUGGAGGAUGACAAAAGAUAAAGAGCGGGAGAAAGAUCGGCCAUGGACACAAUCUUCUGAAAAACUGGAAAGGAAAUUUGACACGGACGAUGGUCUCCACAACGAGAGAGGAGUUCGGGUGAGUGAGCUGCUUAGUAAAUUUGGUGAACAUACAAAGAAAUUCAGAGAACAUCCAAAGCUCCCAUCCCGGUCUAAAAGCUCAGAGUGUUUCAUCCGUCUAGACAGGGACAGUGAAAUGUCUGGUCUGGACAAGGACGAUUGCGGGGGGGAGGAGAACAAUUUAGGAUUCAGAGGUGUUCCCAAAAGGUCAUUGAGCUUCUCCGACCGGGUGAAAUGCGCAAAAGAGAAUGGUAUGAAGGAUGAGGGGAACCAUGAUAAGAUGGUGGAGAGGACAUAUUCAGACAGGCGGGUGGCUCCCUGGAGAAAGGUAAAGGAGAGGGACUGUUCUGAGAAGACCUGGCUCUCAGAUAAAGAGCAGGCAAGGAAGCUUAGAGAGGGAUGUAAGAAAGCAGAAAGGGAGGUAGUGGGAGGGCCUGAGAGACUGCCUUCUUUGGAAAGCAUAAAAGGAAAAGAGAUUGACCAUGGGGUUGUGACAGCAACCUCUGUGGAGUCCGGGUGUAGUAUCAAGGCAACAGCAGAGCUAACUGAGAAUAUGUAUGGGGAGGCUGGCUUUACAAUGGCCUCUGUUAAAAACACAGAGGCCUCAUUCGCCCGUAGAGUGUCCAUCAAACACGAUGGGCGAGACACGGCAGUGGAAAUGGAUGUCAAGCAAAUGAAAGAGGAAAAUGAGAGGUGGAUGGAAAGGGCAAAGAGCACAGAGAGAGAGGUGGUGAUUGCAAGACAGGCAGAGCCACAAAUGUGGGAAAGAAGGUCAUCAGACUUCAGGAGAGGAUCUGACGUAAGGAGGGGGUCAGAUGUGAGGGACUGCACAAUUUCUGUCGAAACCACCCCGCAUAAUUGUGUGAUCACCCUGUCUGUAGACAGAGCCAAUCCCCCGCAGUCUGCUGAUAGCCAGUACAGACAUGAAUCCACAUUUACAGAGUGCUCAGCUAACUUACUCAGCACUGUGGCACAUAGAGGAACAGGGCACCAUUCAUCCCAGUCGCCACUGUCACAUUACACAGAGGAUCUCAUCAAUAAGAUUGAAAAAUUUGGAGAGACAGCAAAUGAACGUGACAAUCACAAAGGGACCCAAACAUCGACACAGGAAUACAAAGGCAUGAUUGGGGAGAACAUUGAAACUGUCAGGGUGAACAAAGCUUUUAGGGCGCCAGGAGAGCUUAGCAAAGACAUUGCACAGCCACCUGGUGCAGACAAACACAGUCACCUCGAAAAGUCAGUUCAGGAAGUGACCCCUAAGUGUCCUAAGUCCCCAAAGCCCGUUACCUCUGUUGGAGUCCCCCCAAUACCUCAUGAUAUCCACAUUCCCACAACGGUGUUCUACGGUGUGGGGGAAACAUCAGGGAAGAAAAGGCCAAGCCUCCACAGUGAAGACGAAGACCAGAGCUGUGAUGGAGAAGGAGGGAAGGAUGUGGAGAGAAGGGAUAGUUGGAGGAUGGGCAAGCCCUUGUCUCGCAUUGAAUCCCUGAGAGAGAAAAUCCGUCAGAGAGAGGAGAAGCCGAGGAACAUGGAGGGAGCGUCAGGGGAUGAGGAAGAUGCACCUGAGGGGAUGGACAAGGCUAGAAGAGCUUCAAGUUCAGACAAGUGUGAGGAAGGAGAGCAGGGAAGCCAAAUGGAGCGAGAGAGACAGAGACAGGAAAGCUCUGCACCGCAGACAAUACCGACACAGGAAGUGAGCGUGUCGAAAGCCGGCCCCCAGCUUCCUGUUCCUCUCUUGUUCUCGCAAGCUGUCAAAGAAGAGGAAGAAACCAUUGCAGUCUCCAAAGUCAACUCGUUCAGUUCUCACACCGUUGAGAGAGAGGAAGAUCCAACAAAACAUGUAGUAGAUGAGUUAAGGUGCGACAGCAGUCGGCAGAGAAAACAGGACACCAGAGGCAGAGGAGGUGGAGGAGACGGAGAGGAUAAACCCUCAGAGGAAGAGCACAGGCAGCAUUAUCUGCCCCUUUUGCGCUCACGCUCACCUUCACCAUUAAACUCCAUCUUCCCCUCACCGCCUCACCCGCACUCUCUUGCUGAGAUGAGCCGGAUUUAUAACUUGAAAACGGUGGGGUCCAGGACAGCGGUGUGCAUGAGUGAGAGGACCAUGGAUAGACCAAUCCAAUCACCCAGUACCAAGGUACAAUCCCAACUAUCGGCAGCACAAAAGGAGCCAUGCAGUCCGGAGAGGACGGUUGGGAGGCUGACACAGAAGCAGCUGUGGGUUGGUGGGGUGGCAUUGGGGAGCAAGGCUUCGACAAGCGAUGAGCAGGCCGGAUUUCAGACUGUACAGCGUCAGGUAGAGCAGCUUCAGUUGCGAGAUCAACAGGAAGUACCGAGAAUGUCACACGAUGACAAUGCGGCCCUGCCUUCCCUUAGUCAGAAAACACAUUUUAAGGAUCGGGAGUCUCAAGCUGAGCCAGACCCCAGGGUAUCGCAGAACCAGCCAAAUAAUGAAACGGAGCAGGAGCAACCAAGGCAAAAGGACCAACAAACACCUCGAAGUCCUGUAAAGUGUAAGUCUUCUCCACAACUGCUAUCUGAAAGGACUCCUCAACCCAAGCUAGCCCAGUCUAAUCAGCCUGCAUCCAUUACCAUCAACUCUAGACCUCUCCUGACACCCUCUCCUGAGAAUGCAUUACACCCAGACCGAGGUGUCCCGCCGGUACCAUCAUCCUCCCCAUGCUCACCUACCCCACCCCAGUCAGCCUCUCCUUCCUCCUCCCCCUCGCCGACCCUGUUCACCAUCCGGAGCGCAUCUGGAGGCAAGCAGGUCAAAAGGGGCACCACCAUCACCAUCACCCCCCGGAAGCCUGUCGGAGGUGCAGCCGUGGAAGCAGUGGCAGUGUCCUCAGGACCCCCAGCCAAGACGUCUGCCCAAGCCCAGCUGCCGGUCCUAACUGAGGUUGCGGAGACAGGCAAGAAGAGGUACCCCACUGCAGAGGAGAUCGAAGUGAUUGGCGGGUAUCAGAACCUGCACAAGUCCUGUCUAGUCAAGAGUCCCAAAGGGACUCGCAAAGGGGUGAAGGUGUGCUUUGAUGACGCCCAGCUGGAGCAAAUGUGCGAGUACCCAUCAGAGAGCUCCCUGCUGGCUUCGACCCCCUCUCUGCCGAGUCAAGAGAAAGCAAAGGAGAACGAGGUGCAGGAGGAAGAUGAGGAGGAGAGAGGAGCAUUUGUGUCUAGGAGCAGGAAUGUAGGGACGGCAGCUGGCCUCCGAGUGCUGAGAGUAGAUGAGUCUUGCCAUCGGUAGACGUCAGCUGGCCAAAUUGCCCAAAUAAAGUGAUUCAAGAUUUUAUUUGAACUAGUAAUAUGAUCAUACUUUUAUUGUAUUUGUCUGGGUGAAAACGAUUGAUUAAAUGUUUGUAUUAUU
Esox lucius (northern pike) is the source of this 4846-nucleotide messenger RNA. It is a transcript of the gene ppp1r18, whose product is annotated as protein phosphatase 1, regulatory subunit 18. NCBI's taxonomy places the organism in Eukaryota, Metazoa, Chordata, Actinopteri, Esociformes, Esocidae. Gene Ontology annotation, molecular function: phosphatase binding. The transcript has 4 exons. Bases 320 to 4726 code for a protein of 1468 amino acids. The record is from RefSeq and is a predicted model, not a curated record.